CAUUCCCGAUAGAUAUAUCUCCUCGGCCGCUUCCUUCCCCUCCUCUCCCCCGCCUUUUCUUUCCCUCCCAGCAGGCUGCUGCCUUAGUCUUACCCACUAAAACCCACACACUCCAACAAAAAGCAGAAACUAUACCCGACUCUCUCUCUCAUUUCCGCUUCCAUCCUUCCCUUCCAUAUGGCUUCAAUCUCGGCCCCUACUCCUCCCCGCAGUCUCUUUUUCUCUGCCUCCCUCCGCCACUCCAAAAGCCGUCGUUCCUCCCUUUCCCCCUCUCCAGCAUCCCCUAGGUUUCCCGAUCCCUCUCUUUGUCGCUGCACCAAUUCCUCUUCUUCCUCUUCCUCAUCGGAUAACCCGGGCCUGCGAUGGGAUGCUUUGAUUCAGGACGUUGUCAAGGGCGCAAUGAAAAGGUUGGAAUCCAUUAUCGGGAAUCCAGCCCGAGAGGGCUUGGACGAGGGACCCGUCGUGGAGAGAGGAAUCCGAGAAGAAUGUGAAGACGAAGGACAUGAAUGGGAUUGGGAUCGCUGGAGGAGGCAUUUCCAGGAGGUCGAUGACCAGGAGCGGCUCGUCUCUGUCUUGAAGUCUCAGUUGAGUUAUGCUGUACACAAGGAAGAUUAUGGAGAUGCUGCUAGGCUAAAGGUUGCAAUUGCAGCUGCAGCAAUGAACGACACCGUGGGCAAAGUGAUGACACAUCUGGUGAAAGCAGUAGUUGAAGAGCGCUAUCAGGAGGCAGCUUUCUUACGGGAUCAUGCUGGGGCUGGACUGGUGGGCUGGUGGUCUGGUGUCUCUGAUGAAGUGCGUGAUCCUUAUGGCUUGAUUGUGCGCAUAACUGCAGAGCAUGGGAGAUAUGUUGCCAGAAGCUACAGUCCUCGUCAGCUCGUUACAUCUGCAGCAGGUGUUCCCCUGUUUGAGAUCUUUCUUACGGUCAAUACAAAGGGCGAAUACAAACAAAAGGCUGUUUACCUGAAAAGAAAAGAGCAUCCUCAAGGUCCUUCAAAGCUGGCAUCGAAAGCACCAAGUGGACCCAGUCGGUUAAGUCGUUCUGGGCCAACCGAACAGAAAGAUGAUCUGUUUGCUGUAACUACUGAUGAGACCGAGGAUGAUGAGGAUACAGAAGAUGGUUCUGAUCCAGCUGAUGGAUUUCCUGGUUUUAACAAUAUCAUGCGAGAUAUGAUACCUGGUGUCAAGGUCAAAAUUUUGAAAGUGACAACACCUGCAAAGAUGGAUAGGGAGUUCAUAGCCAAGGUGAUAGAUGAUCUAGUGGAUGAAGAAGAUUAUAUGAAGGAUGUUGACUUGGAAAGUACUGAAGGUGAAGAUGAUAUUGAGGAAAGUGAGGAAGAAGGAGAUGAGAUUGACAUAGAUGCUGCUAGUGAGAUGAUUGAUAAUGUAGAGAAUGGUGAGAUAUCAAUUAAGGUUGUGGUGGGAGGUCUUGCUCAGAGGCCUUCAUCCUCUGUGGCUGGAGAAGAUAAUGUUAGGGUACCAAUUAAGUUAGAGAAGAAGGGGUACAGGUCAUUUUCCCUGUCUGUAGAACAAGAGACCAACAAACAGGAUGCUGGCGCGAAGGAAUUGGAUGGUAGUGAGAAACAAGGGCAACGCACUCUGGACCAAGUUAUGUUUGACCUUACUAAAUUCAUUGGCCCUGAGAAAAUUCCGUUGAAGGUGGGUUUGGUGCAGAAGGUGCUGAAAGAUCUUAGUGAGCUAGUAAGUGUUAGCCUCAGUCAAGCUCGAAACCGUCAACCAUUGUCUGGCUCAACAACAUUUCAUCGAAUCGAUAUAUCAGCCUCGCCAGACCCUUUGAGUGGACUGUAUGUAGGUGCACAUGGGCUGUACACGUCAGAAGUUAUACACUUGCAACGCAAAGUCGGUCAAUGGAAAGAUGAUGGUGUGUCUAAGGAGGCUUCUAGAAUUGAGUUCUAUGAAUAUGUUGAGGCAGUGAAAUUAACUGGAGAUCCUUAUGUACCUGCUGGGGAGGUAGCAUUUCGGGCCAAAGUCGGUAAACAAUACCAGCUUCCUCACAGAGGUAUCAUUCCUGAAGAAUUUGGAGUGAUAGCAAGGUAUAAAGGACAAGGGAGGCUUGCUGAUCCAGGAUUUGGGAACCCUCGAUGGGUUGAUGGUGAACUUGUUAUUCUCGACGGAAAGUACAUUAAAGGAGGACCUAUUGUUGGAUUUGUGUAUUGGGCUCCUGAAUAUCACUUCUUGGUGUUCUUCAACCGCCUACGGCUUCCAUAGAUGCUCGUGUACAUAAACUUGGUGCUUGCCUAUUCGUUGUUCAUAUUUUUUGAGAUCCCUUCUUGGUCCACGGCUUAUAUUAGUACUCUGCGUCAACAUUUGGAGUACUGUCAGAAAGAAAAUUUACAGUUAUCUGUUUCUUUUAUCCCGCAGCCUUGAAUGAUGGUGAAGAUGGAAGAAUGUCAAUCCCAUGUUUCAUAUUCCACAGACGGUCUAUGCCUAGACUUACUGACUGACUUAGUCUGAAGUUGACCCGUACGGCUUGGACGACAUUGUUCAUACUUCCAGCAUUUCUUUUCCUCCUAUUUGUUAUGUGGCUGGGAUUGACGGCAACCGCUCCGUUCCUUAUAACAUGCUUGUAUAUGUGGAACUUUGUCCUUCGGCGACGAUUCACCUUAUAUAUAUUGCCUAGUUUGACUAUUAGCUUCGCGACGUUGAACAAAUAAUAAAUGGGUCUUGGAUUGAUUAUUUGUAUAAGUUAUUUUAUUUUAUAUAACUUGUU
Molecule: messenger RNA, 2728 nt
Organism: Linum tenue
Lineage: Eukaryota; Viridiplantae; Streptophyta; Magnoliopsida; Malpighiales; Linaceae
Source: the annotation of a GenBank genome assembly